This is a messenger RNA of Gasterosteus aculeatus aculeatus (three-spined stickleback), 7085 nucleotides long. The record is from RefSeq and is a predicted model, not a curated record. Lineage: Eukaryota; Metazoa; Chordata; Actinopteri; Perciformes; Gasterosteidae.
UCACUCUGAGAAACAAAAAAAGGAAAAAGACGGCAGGAAUAAGCUCUCUCCGCGUGGAGGCAGGCGCGCGUUCGGAUGGGGGGAGCAACGGCGCGCACGCAACACCAAGCACGCGUGCAGAUGGACAACUCCGAGGAGGAUCACACGGGCGCAUCACUCCCGAGCGGGAUGGACGGAUCUGUCUUUUGCGUUUAGCCUCCGGGGAUAUCAGCGAGCCUCGCAGGCGCCUCCACGAUGAACUGCUCCGCGUUCGCGCCUCGCCGGCCGCAACUUGCCCCCGAGCAGCGGGCGAUUCGGGGGAUUGCGGAAUAAAGUUGCGCGAGAGGCAGGGAUCGAGUCGGAGUAGAGAAAAGGACUCAUCAGCAGCAGAUCUAUUUGUCCGGAUCACCGAAGAGGAGAGAGGGUUUUUCUUUUGUUUUGUUCUUUGUUUUUUUGUUUGCAGCUCUGGAGCCAGAAAGAGUUGACUUGAUUCUCCAGAGCGCAUCACCUUGAUCACCUUUUGCAAAAUCAGGUACGAGUACUUCAAGGACAGUGGAACAUUUGCAUCAUUCAUUAACUCUCAAAUUCUCAGUUCUAAAAAAAGUAGAUGUCAACCCCCCCACAUUUUUUUUUAAUCUGCCAGACGCACUGCUUUGCCUAAAACCAAACUAUGUGUCAUCUCUCAGUCCGGAAAGAAUGAGGUGUCGCUGGGUGAAGCAUGAGCCGUCAGAGAAUCAGUCAUAAGCGGCUGUCUCUGUCUCUGCUAUGGGGGGGGGCGGCUCUCGGCCUCUGGCUCUGCUGCUGCUGCUGCCGGACCACCGGGGUCGCUGCCGCCGCGUCCUCCGCCGCCGGACAAGAGGAGGGCGCCGCCGGCUCCCUGGGCUGGCUGCUCUCCGAUAAGGGCCCCUUCCAACAGGCCCUGGAGUUCACGGAGGCUGCGGAGAGGUACCAGCAGGGCUACGGUACCAGGUACAAGAUCUACAGGGAGUUUGGUCGAUGGAAGGUCAACAGCCUGGCGGUGGAGAAGAGGGAUGGUUUAGGUGGCAGCGGCGGCCUGGCUCUGCCCCUCGACCCCGACUUCACUCACACCAUCCGCCAGCUGGGGAGGCGGCCAACCCUCCAGACGAUUACAGAGAGUCUAAUCAAAAAAUAUGGCACCCACCUCCUCCUCUCUGCCACUCUGGGAGGGGAGGAGUCUUUGACCAUAUUUGUGGACAAAAGGAAGCUCAGCCAGGAGUCUUCGCCUGCGGGGGCCGAUGGCGGCCGCGGCGCCGACAGGAACUCAAACGCCACGGGGACGGUGACCCUGGAGGCCCUCCACCAGCUGGCCGCCUCCUACUUCACCGACAGAGAGAGCACCCUGCGCAGGCUGCACCACCUCCAGAUUGCAUCCACUGCCAUACGGGUAACAGAAACCAGAACCGGGCCCCUUGGAUGCAGCAACUAUGACAAUCUGGACACGGUCAGCUCCGUGCUGGUUCACAGCCCGGAAAACAAGGUUCAACUACAAGGGCUGCAGGUCGUCCUACCCGGCUACUUGCGGAGCCGCUUCAUUCAGGCGUCUCUCAACUACGUGGGCUGUAAAUCCGAGGGCCAGUUUGUGUGCCGCAGCGGCGACUGCUGGUGCGAGUGCAGCGUGGACUUCCCUCUGUGCAACUGUCCCCUUUCUGACCUGCAAACUCUUGAGAGCAACCUGCUGCGCAUCAGAGACACCUGGAGGAUGACAAACCAGGAGUUUGAGGAAUCCGAGGAGUUCCAAAGCUUUGUUGAGAAACUGCCAACCCAUUACGCUGUGAACACAUCUGUCGUGGAACACAUGUGGAGGACGGACGCCAGCGUGCUCCAGCGCUACAGGCAGCUGGAGACCAGUGGCAACCAGCUUUUCUCUAAAGCUCACCGCACCGUUAACAGGCUCUUCAGCCUCAGCAAGAGGUGCCGAAAGCAGCCCCAAAUAGUCCUGCAGAGGACGAGGCCGCUACACUUUUGGUUGAGCUACGCCCUCUCCAUUUUAUACUGCAGUGAGAACAACCAGGUUGGUGUUUAUAGUGACGAGAGCCGCAGCUGCUCCUGCCCCUACAACCACCCGCCUUGCCAGGGCCUCAUUCCCUGCUCUGUGGGCGACGGCGCCCGCUGCGCCUCCUGUUCCGCGGAGAACAGGACACGGUGCUCCAGCUGCAACCUCGGCUUCACCCUCACCCAGGGGGCCUGCCGGCCCGCCGUGCCCGACCCCACGGAGCCCUACCUGGGCCUGGAGAGCGACCGAGACCUGCAGGACCUGGAGCUGCGCUACCUGCUCCAGCGGCGAGACCCCCGCAUCGCUCUGCACGGGGUCUUUGUCAGCAAUGACGUGCGCGUUAACACUUGGUUUGACCCCUCCUGGAGGAAGAGGAUGCUGCUCACCCUUAAGAGCAACCGGGUGAAGUCCAACCGCGUCCAUAUGCUCGUUGGACUCGCCCUCCAGUUUUGCCUCACCAGGAACAGCACUCUGGAGCCGGCGUUGUCUCUGUUCGUGAAUCCGUUCGGGGGCAGCCACUCGGAGAGCUGGACCAUGCCUCUGGGUCAGCACGGAUACCCUGACUGGGAGCGGACCAAGCUGGAUAUCCCUUUGGACUGCUAUAAUUGGACUUUGACUCUCGGAAACAGAUGGAAGAGCUUUUUUGAGACGGUUCAUUUCUACCUGAGGAGUCGUAUCAAGGAUCCUGCGGGAGUGACGGGAGGCAACAGGAACGCGACGGUGUACUAUGAGCCUCUGGAGGCGACGGAGCCGUCCAACAACAUCGGCUACAUGAAAGUGAACAGCAUGCAGCUGUUCGGAUACAGCGUGCACUUUGACCCCGAGGCCAUCCAGGACCUGAUUCUGCAGAUAGACUACCCGUACACGCAGGGAUCCCAGGACUCGGCCCUGCUGCAGCUGGUGGAGCUGCGCUACAGGGUUAACCGCCUCUCUCCUCCCGGGGCCCCACACGUGGAUCUGUUCGCAUGUCUGCUCCGCCACAGACUCAAACUGUCCAGUGCAGACGUGACCAGGAUACUCACGGCCCUGCAGGCUUUCAGCGCCAGACAACCCAACCACGAGGAGUACGAGGCAAAUAAACUGUGUAGUUAGUCAAUGGCCGCUUUGAUGUUUUGUACUAUUUCCUAUCCACAGACAGACCUGUGUCCUUUGUCAGCUGGAUCCCUCGGUGUCAAGUGUGUGAUUUGUUGUUCAAGGAUGUGUUGUGCAUACACUUAUGUGCAAUUAAAUUGGAUGUUUCCGUAAUUUCAGUGUAGUUUUGUGAAUUAAAACCCCCUGAAAACAUUUCAAUAUAGCAGGAAACAUUUGUGAGCUAGUAAGCAACAAUCAAGCACAAAACACCCACAGCCACCAUUUAUUAACAGUUAAACAGUGUUGUUUUGCCCCAUCUGGACCCUCGUAACACAAGGCCCCCAUUCUCCAUUGAGGGAAUAGCCUCAGCACAGAUUACUAAGUGUAUGGUGAGAGAAGGGAGCGCCGGAGCAGCCUGCCUCUGUUCCUCUGGCGUCCCCGUCCGCCAUUCACACUUACUGUGAUAGAUGAGCUGGAGCCCCCUCAGAGACAUGCGAACAAGAGGUGCGCUAUGGCAUCAGUGACGAGGACCGCACUCUCUAGGAGCGAGUCGGACAUUCAGAAGAGGGACUCAAACCGAAUCAGCUUAAAAGCUUCCCCACAGGCUCUCAGCGCGGUGGGACUUCGGUCGUAGACAGAGCAUCCGACGAGCUCGUGGCAAAGACGAAGCUUCAGCAAGAUUCACCUGACAUUUCUCCUGAGAUUAAAACCAUAUAUUGUGUCAAUAUGCUGUGGCGCUAUUGUCCGGAGUGAAAUGUGAAAAGGCCGUUGAGGCAGUUUUGAUUAUGAGAUGAGGAGUGUAACUACCACCGGCAUCCCUACGGUCAUGCAUAUGAACUUCAACAUUGAUUUUUCUUAAAUCGAUCCGUCCUUCAGGCUGUAACGAGUGUGUACUGAGCUAUCCGAUAUCACAGGAGCACAAUGAUGAGAGGUUAUCAUGUUGGACCAACUGUUUGCCUUUUGCCUUUUCAAAAGUUAUUUAACCUUACGGCAGUUUAUUUAAGAAGUUGCUGUAGGGACUAGCAAUCUGUGCUGUGUGUUUUAAUUGACUGCGGGGGACAGUGUGUGUGUGAAGGAAAGGAUAUUGAAGCUGGAUCACAUCCCAGGAAAAGGUUCAUUCUGGAGGUUAAACAUCGAGCAUCUGGUGUGCUUUGAGAUUCUUUUUACCAAGUAAAUACUCUGCAUCUGCGUGCGAAAAUGUGGUGCCGUGCAUCUGGACGCUGUCCAGUGUUCAUUCUGACGAGGUUUCUUGAAAAUUAAUUUGGAUGAAAAAGAAACCAACAUGAGCAUAUUCCAAUGGACAGCAAUAAUAGAGAUGGAAUGGAUGAAGGUAAACAAAGGUUUUAGCGGCAUAUAAGCUUUACCAUUAAUUAGGUCCCAAAAGCAGCUGUACCGGUAUUUUUAACCUUCCGCCUUGAGGAUAAUAAUAAACAGUCAUGACAGAAAAUAAUCAUCAAAACAAGAGUUACCUGAGGAAAUGUGUACCACUCACAUCAUUUUUUUUGCAUUUCAGUUACUACUGAAAUGGUAACAUGUUAGUAGUGAUAUUUGCAGUUGCUGGCAGGUAGAUAUCGUUACAUUUGGAACCAGACCGCUUUGCUUUUUGGCUGUUUUCAAAUCUUAGAAUAACUAGUCGUUAUAUCAAACAAACAGAUGUAACAGGCAUUCAUCUUCUUAUCCUUUCAAGUGUCAUAAAUGUGUCUAAAUGGAUCACAUGUUGUUUAUAUUGUGCACGCCUGCUUACCAUCCCACUGAGGCCCGCUGACUGAGCAUCAUAUUUCACCACUUUCUCUAAAAGAAUAGUCACAAAUGGACUCUCUGUGAAGUCAGCAACUUAUUAAAAUGGAAACACACCCGGGGAACCAUUCCUGAAAGGAGCAGUGAUAAGCACAAAAAUAAUUAACAAGAGUUGAUUUUUAAACAACCGAACUCGCUGUAGCAACUGGACACAACGGAGACCCUAAUGAGGAAAUCCUUAGGUCGAAUUACUAAAAGAUUUGAUUGGAACAAUACGGUCUUGCUCUGUUUAUUUUAUCAGUAAUGUGCAAUGGCCCGAGUCUGCGGCGCCCUCGGGGCUCAUGCAGGACCUGAACUCCCUUCGCUCCACAGACCUGGAUGCUGGAACACAUCUGGCCUGUUAGUUGUGCAGAUUUAGUUCACGGCAUUGAUGAUUGGUUUUGAGUUGAUGAGGUUUGGGCGGUUCUUCGGUUUGAUACUUCAGAAUACUCUCGAUUGACCUCAAUGCCUUGAAGGAACUUUUAUGUAUUUACAGUGAUGAAACUGCCCGCGAAUCUUUAACCUGUUGGGACGAUAUGCAAAGUUAAAUAUCACAAUAUUUGUCACAAGAUUCCUUCUUUAUCGCGAUAUUUAUCGUUUUAAUGGAGUGGAAAAUUUGCAUAUGUUCCCCUCUGCUAACGCAUUCUGGGUCAAAUUUCCUCCAGUUUAAGCCAAACAACAACACACUUGGUUCUUUGGAGGCGGGAUGCUGCAACGACAAAAAAUAUGUAUAUUUUGAGAGGUUUCAUCCGAGGGCAGGGAGAGAGUGUGAUGUGCGCACACACACACACACACACACACACACACACACACACACACACACAGACACACACACACACACACACACACACACACGCAGGGCAGAGGCUGAGUGAUAAGAAGGAGCUUUGCCUUGGCAGGCUUGUGGGCCUCUGAGGAAACAUGAGUUAGACUAAUGUGUGUGUCUGCUUAACAAGCAUGCUGGUGAUGGGAGGCAGGGGCUCAGUGAAGGGGAAGAGUUUAUGGAGAGGACAACCACAUGGGAGGCAUCGGGAAUAAUAGCUGACGGUACGUCAGAGCAGCCCAGACUUGCUUUAAAAGCCGUGAGGGGACGGCGUCGUUUGAAACUAACUGUAGAGUCUUUCCAGACCCUUUUUACGACGAAGAGAGCACACAAAGGAGCAGGAGAGUGUUUGUUUGCGCUGUGACCUCGCUGGAGGCCCACUGGUGGCAUCAGUGCUGAACAAGAAAACAUUUUUGCUACAGGAGAUGCGGUUGGGCUGUAGGCGCACUUAUGGCUGUUCUCUUCACUCUAAAUGCUGCCUAAUGAAAGCUAUUAAAAUCCCAUUCAAUUAGCAUUAGGACAUGUUAAUUUAGAAAUUAAGAGGGUGGAGUGUUGAGAGAUCUUUUAAUGGUAAGAUGGGUUGUAAUGUAGACUGGAAUAAUUAUAAGACAUCAAAUGAGGGGAAGUCAAUCUGGCAGGGUAAUAAAACAAAUCAAAAUGAGAUUUGACACAUCGCUGAUGGAAUAUGGUGUCACGAUUAACGAAGAUAUCCAAACUAAACCUCGUGAUCGGCCAACAUGAGCUUUGUUGGAGAGUUUGAGUGAAGGCUUUUCAAUGCAAUGUCGACAUUUCCACACUUCACGCUGCAUCGCGAUUAAUGCAUCUGUAAAAUAUGGGUAUUCUCGUUCUAAAAAGUAGUAGUAAUGUCAAGUGUUUCCCUCAGGAUUUUUCUUUUGACAGAGUGGCAAAUCCUCUCCAUCAGAAUGAAGCGCUGAGUACUAGAGACACUAAAAAUAGCGCAAAAUAAGCAAGACUGAUGGAAUGAGGAAAUCAGUCAGCAAGAUAUCAGACGUCAGGAGAAACUAUGAUUCACAUGACCUUUUUUUAAUAGUUAGUGUUAGGGUUAAAGAAAACAGCUAACUUUACCGUAAUGCAUUUUGGGUUUGAAAUCAUUUUGAUUGAGGAAACUAAAGUAAUAAAAACAGGAUGACUUUACUACAUGACUACAAUAAAAGAUAUGAAAAUGAUAUUCCCCGCGUAGAUCUGUGAAAAGAUAUACUGAAUAUUGGUUGGUUUUGCUAAUCCAGGAGAUUGUUCAUUGUGCUGUAAAACAAAAUGAAGUUACUAAUGAGAUGCUUCAGAAUGAUUCAGACCUGCCUUUCUGCUCCCCACCAGCAGCCAUCAGCAUCAUCAUCUUAUUUCAUUUUCAGAGCUGCGUGGUGCACAAUAAAAUGUUGGGGAUCGGUUCCUCACCAAGAUUAA